UUUUUUUUUUUUUUUUGGCUUCUCGUCUGCGCGGCAAAACCCAUUUGCCAGCAGUUUCCCACGCUACUAAACUACACCGAUUUUGCUCCAUCGCUAGCAAAAGUCGGGCACAGAGAAACCUCCGCACCACCACCCGACGACGAACGACGUACACGACGCAGAAACCGCUCCAACACAGGAACGCAGCCAAAAAAAAAAAACCACCAUGGCCGACGAUCCCCAGCCGGGCAGUCCCAAGUCGGACCCGAUCGACGCAAAGGAGGACGCCGAGACCGCCGCUGCCCGCAAAGAGCUGAAGCACACGGCUAUCUCAGAGAAGUCCUCCGCGGCGGAAGGAGCCACCGCCGACACGACGCCUUGGGGAUCGCAGAACGAGGACCACAAGGACCACGUCUCGUCGCCCAAGAAGAAGCGGGCGCACGACCAGCUGGACGAGGACAAGGACGCCGACGAGGCCGACGUCAAGAGUGUCGCCUCGAGCGACUCGGCCAAGGACAGGGCUUUGCGGCUGGAACCGGAGAAGAAGAGACAUAGGGACGAGGUUGCCGGCUCUGGCGACGCUGCGGCCGAUUCCUCUGCGCCACCGACUACCGAUACAAAGACGACAGAGAAAGCCGCAACAGAAACUACAUCACAGGAUUCUACAAAGGACGAGAAGAAGGGAACGUCGAGCUCUGCGUUUGCCAGCUCUGGCUUCGCUAAAUUGGCGGCAUCGAGUGCGUCCCCUUUCGGCUCGCUAGGAAGUGCGACCAAGGGAAGUGUCUUUGGCGGAGCGAAGGCUGGCGCGUCACCUUUUGGCGGUCUGUCUCCAUCCAAGCCUGAUGCCGCCCCGGCUCCUACACCUACCCUGAGCUUCGGCGGUGCCGGUUCGGCCUCGUCGCCUUUCGCCAGCGUUAAGCCCGCCGGCGCAAAUGGCGGUUUUGGCUCAGUGUUUGGCAGUGCCUUUGGCGGCGGUCUAGGCGGCAAACCACUUUCGAGCUUCGCCAAGACGGGCGAGUCUUCUUUUAAGACCGAGAAGGCGGCCAAGCCGUUCGGAGCUCCUGACAGCGACGCGGAAGACGACAACGAAGAUGAGACUGAAGGCGAUGCCGAUGGAGCCUCAGAGUCUGGCGACAAGGACGAAAAGGAAGAGUCUGACAAGGAAGAGACCAAGGCUGGGGACGAUAAGAAACGUACCAAGCUGCAGAAGAUUACUGUCGACGACGGCGAGGCCGGAGAAGCUACCAUAGUCCAGGUCAGAGCCAAGAUAUUCUACUUGGACAAGGAGGUUGGCUGGAAGGAACGCGGAUCUGGUAUGCUUAAGAUCAACGUUCCCGAGGCUUGUGUCCAGUUCGACGAAGGUGGCUUGCCGAUACCUGGCUCCUUUGAUGCAUCGGCUCUGGAAGACUUGGAAGAUCCCGAGGCUGGCGAGAGCAGAGCCAGCAAGGUGCCUCGUCUCAUCAUGAGGCAGGAUCAGACUCACAGGAUACUACUGAACACGGUCAUCCUGCCGGCGAUGCAGUUCCAGGAAAAGGCGACGUUGAAGAGCGUCGGCGUCAUGUUCACCGCCUUUGAAGGCGCGGAGGCUAAGCCAGUGAGCGUCCAUGUGAGAGAGCGUCAGAACGGUGGCGGUUCCAUAGAGGACGGCCCAUCUAAUACCGACGAUGCAGCGUCCACUGACGCACAGAAAACGACCAAGUCCAGGAAACGGGCUGCGCCGAAAAAGGCCGGGUCGAAACGGAAUAGCACGGAAAGCGUAGCCCCCGCCGAGGAGUGCAAGAUUGAGUGGCCUCAACGGUUCAAGGACUUGGAGAAGACGCAUCGCGCGCUCAAUCUCGUCUUUACGUUUUGUUGUACUCGCAAACACCUCGCCACCACGUUUGAGACGAUCAAGUCCUCGGUGGAAUCGCAUACAAAGACGUCCUUGACAGUCGAAGAUAUAGCUUCCAUCGCCGCCAUACGCCCCGAGGGCGUCAACUUUGCCUAUGUCGACGAGAUUAUGCUGCAGACCGAGGUUAGGGGCGCCGAGCGCGACGUGGUGUUCAAGAAAGGGCGGGAUUUCCUCUCUCAGGCGCCCGCUCCGGACGCCUCUGUCGGAGGCAUUUCGGGUCUCGAGAAGCUGGAUCACCACCCCGAUGAGGCUGUCGAGGGAGGCAAAGAAGUGCUGUACUUUGAGUUUGUGGACGGCGAUCUGAAACGACAGGUCAAGGACAGGAAGACGGGCGAGAUUAUCAAGCCGAACAGGAAGCUGAGGGAGGAGACUCUCAAGAUGCCCGUCUACAGCCAGAAGCAGAUGACGAACUUGAUCGAGAGGCGGAAUCAGAGGUUCAACGACGCCAUUAUCCAUUUUCUCAACCAAUGCGUCGCUGAUGGGCUUGAUCCCGAGCUGAGUCUGGCGACGGCAACGGAGGCUCAUAUUCCUGUACCGACAACCAUAGAGGAGGAGGGGCCAAAGGAUCUCGGAGCUUUGCCCGAGUCUAUCCCAACAGAACGGAAAAGUGUCCCGGAGAUUGUACAGGAGCUGAAAGACUGCUCUUGGUACAGUGGUCAGAUUGUGCCCGACGGACACCGCGUGUUUGAGCCACAGGAGCCCGUCUACGGCGAUCUCAACUUCCUCCUCAGCCAGGAUCUUGUGAAUGCGCUGUACAACGCAAAGGGCAUCACGCAAUUCUUUGCGCACCAGACCGAGGCCAUCAACGGCCUGCUCGAAGGGCAGCACGUCGUCGUGGCCACGUCGACGAGCUCCGGCAAGUCUCUGAUUUACCAGCUGCCGGUGAUCCACGCCCUGGAAGAGAACCCGCACACGCGCGCCAUGUACAUUUUCCCGACGAAAGCCUUGGCGCAGGAUCAGAAACGGAGUCUGAGGGAGCUUAUGAGCUAUAUGCCGGGUAUGGGGGAAGUGCUCGUGGAGACGUUUGAUGGAGAUACGCCGAUGAAGGAGCGCAAUGUGAUCCGGGAAGAGGCGAGAAUCAUCUUUACAAAUCCGGAUAUGUUGCACAUCACAAUUUUACCGCAGGAGGAGAGGUGGAGGACGUUCCUGAAGAACCUCAAGUAUGUCGUCGUCGAUGAGCUGCAUUACUACAACGGGCAGAUGGGUUCCCACGUGGCGUUCAUCAUGAGGAGGCUACGAAGAAUAUGCGCUGCCGUUGGGAACCGCCACAUCAAGUUUAUCUCGUGUUCUGCGACGGUAGCCAACCCUAGGCAGCACUUUAAGACGAUCUUUGGCAUAGAAAAUGUGCGAUUGGUUGACUUUGACGGCUCCCCGUCCGGCCGCAAAGAGUUUCUCUGCUGGAACACGCCGUACAAGGACCCCGGAGACCCGGCAAGCGGUCGAGGUGAUGCCUUGUUCGAAUGUGCUCGCCUCUUCUGCCAGCUGAUGCUCAGGGGCGUGCGCAUCAUUGCUUUUACCAGGGUCAGAGAGCAGUGCGAGAAGCUGGUCACCGCAGUGCAGCAGGAACUGGAAUCUCUCGGGCGGCCAGAGUGCGUCAACAGAGUCAUGGGCUACAGAGGCGGCUACACGGCGCAAGACCGACGGCGAAUAGAGUCAGAGAUGUUCGAAGGCAAACUCCUCGGCAUCGUCGCGACCACCGCCUUGGAGCUUGGUAUCGACAUUGGCACGUUGGACUGCGUGCUGACCUGGGGGUUUCCCUAUACCAUUGCCAACUUGCGCCAACAGAGCGGCCGCGCUGGACGAAGGAACAAGGACUCGCUGUCGGUCUUGGUGGGCGACUGUUUCCCGACUGACCAACACUACAUGCAGAACCCGGACGAAAUCUUUUCCAAGCCGAACUGUGAGCUACAGGUCGAUCUGGAGAAUAUGCUGGUGCGAGAAGGGCACAUCCAGUGUGCCGCGUAUGAAAUGCCUAUCCGGCCGGUUGAGGAUGCUCAGUAUUUUGGCAAGGAUUUGCCCAUCAUCUGUGAGGAGAGGCUGGUAAAGGAUCCUUUGGGUUUUUAUCACUGCCACGAUCGGUUUCGUCCCGUCCCUUCGAGGUUCGUCGCCAUCCGUGAUACUGAAGAUGAUCACUUUGCCAUUAUCGAUAUCACGCACGGUAAGAAUGAAGUCUUGGAGGAGCUUGAAGCAUCAAGGGCAACGUUUACGAUAUACGACGGCGCCAUUUUCCUUCACCAAGGGAACAAGUACUUGGUCAGGGAUUUCCAGCCCGAAAAGAUGAUGGCGAGAGUGGAGCGCGUCAAGGUCGAAUGGACCACGACGCAGCGAGACUUUACCGACAUUGACCCGAUCGAGACGGAAGCCAUUCGAAAGAUCUCCGGAUCCAUGUCGAGAGCCUUUUAUGGCACAAUCAAGAUCCAGCAGAACGUGUACGGGUUCUUCAAGGUGGACAAGAAGAAGCGCGUGCUCGACGCCGUGCACGUCGACAACCCCCCCGUCAUCCGCUACGGCAAGGGGAUGUGGCUCGACAUACCGAAAAAAGCACUACAGAUCCUCGUCGACCGACGACUGAACAUCGCCGCGUCGAUCCACGCGGCCGAGCACGCCAUCCUCAGCCUGAUGCCCAACUUUGUCAUUAGCCUACCGGGCGACGUCCGCACGGAAUGUAAAAUCGCCCUCAAAGAAUUCGCCAACAAGGAUUCCCAGAGGAAGAGACCGGGCCGUCUGACGUUUUACGACGCCAAGGGCGGUGCCAGCGGGUCGGGAAUCAGCACAAAGGCGUUUGAGCACGUGGACCAUCUGCUGCAGCAGGCCGUGAAGCGGGUCGAGGACUGCUACUGCGAGCACGGGUGCCGGGAGUGCGUUGCGUCGGACCAGUGUAAGCAGGCGAAUGAGGUGAUGAGCAAGGCGGGGAGUCAGGUGAUCUUGAAGACGUUGUUGAAUUUGGAGAUUGAUGUUGAUGCGUUGCCGAUGGGGCCGGAGGAGUAUUGUCCUGCGGGGAUUGAGACUGUUGUUGUGGCGCAGACUGUGCCGGGUUUGGGAUGGGCGGGAGGAGGAGGAGGAGGUACGGGAAGAUGGAGAGGUGUGAGGCUGUGAUGGUGUGAGGUUGUGAUUAUGGGAGUUCGUACUGGAAUUACGAUAUAGCCUACCGAUAACACUGGAGGAACUCGAACAGAGUUUAAGCUAUUGUCAACUCAUGAAAUUGUCAUGCCUGUCUACCUGCGCUUGCCCGCACAUCCUCAUUAACUCGCCCUUCUCUGUCAAUUUCAGG
Messenger RNA from Colletotrichum phormii, 5141 nucleotides. RefSeq lists its product as uncharacterized. The record is from RefSeq and is a predicted model, not a curated record. Gene Ontology annotation, biological process: intracellular transport. Bases 206 to 4966 code for a protein of 1586 amino acids. Gene Ontology annotation, molecular function: ATP binding; nucleic acid binding. The transcript has 6 exons. NCBI's taxonomy places the organism in Eukaryota, Fungi, Ascomycota, Sordariomycetes, Glomerellales, Glomerellaceae.